This is a messenger RNA of Megalobrama amblycephala (Wuchang bream), 4326 nucleotides long. RefSeq names its product amyloid beta (A4) precursor protein a (gene appa). NCBI's taxonomy places the organism in Eukaryota, Metazoa, Chordata, Actinopteri, Cypriniformes, Xenocyprididae. The record is from RefSeq and is a predicted model, not a curated record. Gene Ontology annotation, cellular component: early endosome; cell surface; membrane raft. Gene Ontology annotation, molecular function: transition metal ion binding; serine-type endopeptidase inhibitor activity; signaling receptor activator activity. Gene Ontology annotation, biological process: central nervous system development; axonogenesis.
GUCAGAUGACGCGCCGCUCUGACUCGCCAUCGCAGGCGCAUCGCAUUCUUCUGGGAGUCGACGCGAACCACACACCGACAUUUUACACCAAACGGAUAUUUACUCGAUAAAAGCAGCGCUGUUUGUUGGAAACACAGAGAAGAGGAGCAGAAUGGGGUGUCGAGAGGUUUUCAUAUUACUGAUGAUCGCGACGUCGACGCUCGCGGUGGAGGUGCCGUCAGACUCCAGUACUGGACUGCUGGCCGAGCCGCAGGUCGCCAUGUUCUGCGGGAAACUCAACAUGCACAUCAACGUUCAGACCGGAAAAUGGGAACCCGAUCCGUCUGGAACCAAGAGCUGCAUCGGAACAAAAGAGGGAAUCCUGCAGUACUGCCAGGAGGUGUAUCCAGAGCUUCAGAUCACGAAUGUGGUGGAGGCCAAUCAGCCCGUCAGUAUCUGGGACUGGUGCAAGAAGGGCCGCAAGCAGUGCCGCAGUCACAUGCACAUCGUGGUGCCCUACCGCUGCCUGGUGGGAGAGUUCGUGAGCGACGCUCUGCUGGUUCCCGAUAAGUGUAAGUUCCUGCACCAGGAGCGCAUGGACAUGUGUGAGAGUCACCUGCACUGGCACACCGUUGCCAAAGAGUCAUGCGGCGACCGUAGCAUGAAUCUCCAUGAUUAUGGGAUGCUGUUGCCGUGCGGUAUUGACCGUUUCCGUGGCGUUGAGUUCGUCUGCUGCCCUGCGGAAGCGGAGAAGGAGUCGGACAGCGCUGCGGUGGAGGAGGAUGAUUCUGAUGUUUGGUGGGGAGGAGCGGAGACAGACUACAGCGAGAACAGCAUGACUCGAGACGCAGACACUGAACCUGCUGUUGUAGAGGAUGACGAGGAUCCGGACGAGGAAGUGGACGAGGCUGUGGACAACGACCAGGAUGGAGACGGAGACGAGGACGAGAAGGAGGACGAAGAUGAUGAGGUCAUCGACGAGCGCCGCGACAUCGGCCAGAGCACGAGCGUUGCCAUGACGACCACCACGACCACGACAACCGAGUCGGUGGAGGAGGUGGUGCGAGAGGUGUGCUUUGCGAGCGCAGAGACGGGCCCCUGCAGGGCCAUGUUGCCCCGCUGGUAUUUUGUGCGCGAGGAGGGCCGCUGUGCGCCCUUCAUCUACGGAGGCUGCGGAGGAAACCGCAAUAACUUUGAGUCGGAGGAGUACUGUCUGUCUGUCUGCAGCAGCGUGUUGCCGACUCCCUCCUCCAGCCCUCCGGAUGCAGUGGACCGAUAUCUGGAGACGCCGGCGGAUGAGAACGAACACACUCACUUCCUGAAGGCCAAAGAGAGUCUGGAGGCCAAACACCGCGAGCGCAUGUCUCAGGUGAUGAGGGAAUGGGAAGAGGCUGAGAGACAGGCGAAGAGUUUACCGCGCAAUGACAAGAAGGCCGUGAUCCAGCACUUCCAGGAGAAGGUGGAGGCACUGGAGCAGGAGGCGGCCAGCGAGCGCCAGCAGCUGGUGGAGACGCACAUGGCUCGCGUGGAGGCGCUGCUGAAUGACCGCCGGCGUCUGGCCCUCGAGAGCUACCUGUCCGCCCUGCAGGCCGAUCCGCCCCGGCCGCGGCAUGUGUUCAGCCUGCUGAAGAAGUACGUGCGCGCCGAGCAGAAGGACCGACAGCACACGCUCAAACACUUCGAACACGUGCGCAUGGUCGACCCCAAGAAGGCCGCGCAGAUUCGGCCGCAGGUGCUGACCCAUCUGCGUGUGAUCGAGGAGCGGAUGAAUCAGUCUCUCGGGCUGCUGUACAAGGUGCCGGGAGUCGCCGAUGAUAUCCAGGACCAAGUCGAGCUGUUGCAGCGCGAGCAGCAGGAGAUGUCGGCUCAGCUGGCGAACCUGCAGAGCGACGUGCGGGUCAGUUACGGUAACGACGCCCUGAUGCCCGACAGCACCGCCAGCCUGGAUCUGCUGCCCGCUGAAGACACGCAGGGCUUCGGCUUCAUUCACCCCGAGAGCUUCAACCAGCCCAACACACAGAACGAAGUUGAGCCGGUAGAUGCCCGACCCGUCGCAGACCGAGGCCUCCCGACCCGACCAGUGUCUGGACUGAAGCCUGACGAUGUUCCUGAGCUGCGGAUGGAAGCCGAAGAGAGACACAGCGAAGUUUACCACCAGAAACUGGUUUUCUUUGCGGAGGACGUGAGCUCCAAUAAGGGAGCUAUUAUUGGCCUGAUGGUCGGAGGCGUUGUCAUAGCAACCAUCAUCGUCAUCACCCUGGUGAUGCUGAGGAAGAAGCAGUACACGUCCAUCCACCACGGAAUCAUUGAGGUGGACGCUGCCGUGACCCCGGAGGAACGUCACCUGUCCAAGAUGCAACAGAACGGCUAUGAAAACCCCACCUACAAGUUCUUUGAGCAGAUCCACAACUGAUGGCGUAAUGCCCCCCCCCCACCUUCCCCUUACCCUCCUCAUUUCCAGACGCUGCAGAAGACACCAGCCGAAUCUCACCGCGUCAUAAACAUCACGCCUGUUAUUGGCCAGUUCCCGUGACUGUCAAUCAAACAUGACCUCCCAUUGGCUGGACGAACAUUCACAUGAUCAGUUUCAGGUUGUUGAAGAUUCCGUUUCAAAUUGAAUGCACAAUUCAAAUUCAGUUGGAAUUCAAAUGGCAAAUUAGAUUAAACACAUAAUUCAAAUUCAUUUAAAAUCAAAUUGAACACAAUUUGAAUCCAGUUCACAUCAAAUUGAACACAAUUUGAAUUCAGUUCACAUCAAAUUGAACACAAUUUGAAUGCAGUUCACAUUAAAUUGAACACAAUUUGAAUUCAGUUCACAUCAAAUUGAACACAAUUUGAAUCCAGUUCACAUCAAAUUGAACACAAUUUGAAUUCAGUUCACAUCAAAUUGAACACAAUUUGAAUGCAGUUCACAUUAAAUUGAACACAAUUUGAAUUCAGUUCACAUUAAAUUGAACACAAUUUGAAUUCAGUUCACAUCAAAUUGAGCACAAUUUGAAUUGUUCACAUCAAUUUGAACGCAUAAUUCAAAUUCAAUUCACAUCACAUUGAACAUAAUUCGAAUUAAUUUAAAAUCAAAUUGAGUGCAGAAUUUCGAAUUUGAAAUCAAAUUGAACAUUUCAAAUUAAUUUGAAAUCAAAUUGAACAUUUCAAAUUAAUUUGAAAUUCAAAUUGAACGCAUAAUUCAAUUUCAAAUCACAUCAAUUUGAACACACUUCAAAUUCAUUUCAAAUCCAAUUAAGCGCAUAAUUCGAAUUCAUUUCAAAUCAAAUUAAACGUAUAAUUCGAAUUCAUUUCAAAUCAAAUUGAAGGAAUGAUUUUGAUUCAGUUCAGAUGAAAUUGAAGGCAUGAUUCUGAUUCAGUUCACAUCACAAAUCAAAUUGAACACAAUUCAAAUUCAGUUCAAAUCAAAUUGAUCGCAUAAUUCAAAUUCAGUUCAAGUCAGAUUGAAUCUAUAAUUCAAAUCACAAAUCCAAUUGAAUGCACCACUAAAGUUCAGUUCAUAUUCAAAUCACAGUUCAAAUUAAAUGCAUAAUUCAAAUUUGAAUUCACUCCAGAUUUUUCAACCACGACCUCCCAUUGGCUGGACGAACAUGAACAUGAUCAGAUUAACGCUUUUUUUUCCGUUUAAUGCACAAUUCAGAUUCAGCGUUUAGGGCCGGCGAGUGACUGGCGUGUCGUGUCCCCUGCACCGUCUGCUCUCACUACUAAACGAGUGAAACACUGGGAGAUCUGAAGGGUGAACGUCCGAGACUUCAUCCCGUCAGACACGCCUCCUUCCCUCCUCUUCCUCCCUCCUGUCAUCGCACACUGACUGCAGCUGCGCUGUGUUUGGUGAUCAUUAAACCAGUCACAAAAAAAUCUAGUGGUAAAUUUGAUGUCCUUCUGAAUGAGAUCUUGAAAUUGUUUGAUUGUUUCUGGUUUGUUUUUCAAGAAAAAAGAAUAAUUGUAAAAAAAAAAAAAAAGAAAUUUGCCAAAAAAAAAAAGUUUUUUUUUUUUUUGUCAAUAUUAAAGUAAUGCAAAAAAGAUUAGUUGUAACUAUGUAGUGCAUGAUAGAAAAAAUGAUGGAAAAACUAUUUGGAUCUUGGUCUUUUCUCACGUAGAGACAUUUUAGCAGGGUUAAACAGUAACUUGUGAAAAUGUGAUUUGAGUUGCACAAAAAAAUGAUAAACUCAAUUGGCUUCUGCUUUGAUACAACUUCGAUUUAAACGGAUCCAUGCUUUUACUUCAAUAUUUUUUUUAUCAGCGGUGGCUGUCGAUGUACAUUUACUGUCUUUAAUGUUUUCGUUCUAUGCAUUUCAGAGAUUUAUUUACUCCUUUAUAAACAGCUAUUUAAUUUUGAUUUUC